Miniopterus natalensis is the source of this 2868-nucleotide messenger RNA. Lineage: Eukaryota; Metazoa; Chordata; Mammalia; Chiroptera; Miniopteridae. The record is from RefSeq and is a predicted model, not a curated record.
AUGCCGUCGAGCAGCGUUGUUUACAAAGCCAAGAUCUGGGAGCAGCCCAAGUGCCCAGCGGCAGAUGAGUGGAUAAAACGGUGGUGGGUGUACACCGUGGAGUACUACUCGGCGCUAACAGAGGAGGACUCCCGCCCUGGGCGACAGCCUGGUGCUCGAUGUCAUAGUUCAGCAGAAGGAGACUCUGCAGAACCUGUGGCUCUGCGGGCCCGCGCGGGCGCNGCCGCUGCUGAAGCCGCCUCGCCGAUGGCUCUAUGGGAGUGGGUGGCCCUGAGUCUGCACUGCUGGGUCGUCGCCGUCGCUGCUGUGUCGGAGCAGCAUGCCACGAGCCCCUUCGACUGGCUCCUGUCUGACAAGGGACCCUUCCACCGCUCGCAGGAGUACACCGACUUCGUGGACAGAAGCCGCCAGGGGUUCAGCACACGGUACAAGAUAUACAGGGAGUUUGGCCGCUGGAAAGUAAAUAACCUGGCCGUUGAGAGAAGACAUUUCCUUGGCUCCCCUCUGCCUCUUGCCCCUGAAUUCUUCCGCAACAUAAGACUUUUGGGACGUCGACCCACCCUUCAGCAAAUCACAGAAAACCUUAUCAAGAAAUAUGGGACCCAUUUCUUGCUAUCUGCUACUCUGGGAGGAGAGGAGUCACUCACAAUUUUUGUGGACAAGCGGAAGCUGAGCAGAGGAUCUGAAGGUAGCGAUUCCAGCGCCAACAGCUCUUCGGUCACCCUGGAGACGCUGCACCAACUCGCCGCCUCCUAUUUCAUCGACAGGGACAGCACCCUGCGGAGGCUUCACCACAUCCAGAUCGCGUCCACUGCCAUUAAGGUAACAGAAACGCGGACAGGUCCCCUUGGCUGCAGUAACUAUGACAACCUAGAUUCAGUCAGCUCUGUUCUGGUUCAGAGUCCUGAGAACAAGAUUCAGCUGCAAGGCCUGCAAGUUCUCCUCCCGGACUAUCUUCAGGAGCGUUUUGUCCAGGCAGCUCUGAGCUACAUCGCCUGCAAUUCCGAGGGAGAGUUCAUCUGCAAGGACAAUGACUGCUGGUGUCAGUGUGGACCCAAGUUCCCAGAAUGCAACUGCCCCUCCAUGGACAUCCAGGCCAUGGAAGAGAGCCUGCUGCGAAUAACCGAGACCUGGAAAUCCUACAACAGCGACUUUGAGGAGUCAGAUGAGUUCAAGCUGUUCCUGAAGAGGCUGCCCGGGCAUCACUUCCUCAACGCCUCGGCCCUCGCGCACCUGUGGACCAUGGACCCCAGCUUCCAGCGGCGCCACGAGCAGCUGCACGGCAGCCUGAGCCAGCUGUUCCUGAAGGCGCAGAAGGUCGUGCACAAGCUCUUCAGCCUCAGCAAGCGGUGCCACCGGCAGCCCCUGAUCAGCCUGCCCAGGCAGAGGUCGUCCGCCUACUGGCUCGCCCGCAUCCAGUCCUUCCUCUACUGCAACGAGAACGGGCUCCUGGGCAGCUUCUCGGAGGAGACGCGCUCGUGCACCUGCCCCAACGACCAGGUGGGGUGCGCGGCGCCCCUGCCCUGCCCCGUGGGNGACGCGGCCGCCUGCCUGUCCUGCGCCCCCGACAACCGCACCCGCUGCGGCGCCUGCAACGCGGGCUACAUGCUGAGCCAGGGCCUGUGCAAGCCCGAGGUGGCCGAGUCCACCGACCACUACAUCGGCUUCGAGACGGACCUGCAGGACCUGGAGAUGAAGUACCUGCUGCAGAGGACCGACCGGCGCAUCGAGGUCCACGCCAUCUUCAUCAGCAACGACAUGCGCCUCAACAGCUGGUUCGACCCCUCCUGGCGCAAGAGGAUGCUCCUGACCUUGAAGAGCAACAAGUACAAGUCCAGCCUGGUCCACAUGAUCCUGGGCCUCUCGCUGCAGAUCUGCUUAACGAAAAACAGCACCCUGGAGCCCGUGUUGGCCGUGUACAUCAACCCCUUCGGCGGCAGCCACUCCGAGAGCUGGUUCAUGCCCAUCAGCGAGAACAGCUUCCCCGACUGGGAGCGGACUAGGCUCGACCUGCCCCUGCAGUGUUACAACUGGUCCCUGACCCUGGGCAACAAGUGGAAGACGUUCUUCGAGACGGUGCACAUCUACCUGCGGAGCCGCAUCAAGUCCAGCGGGCCCAACGGCAACGAGAGCCUGUACUACGAGCCCCUGGAGUUCAUCGACCCGGCCCGGAACCUGGGCUACAUGAAGAUCAACAACAUCCAGGUGUUCGGCUAUAGCAUGCACUUCGACCCCGAGGCCAUCCGGGACCUGAUCUUGCAGCUGGAUUACCCCUACACCCAGGGCUCGCAGGACUCGGCGCUCCUGCAGCUGCUGGAGAUCAGGGACCGGGUGAACAAGCUGUCCCCGCCCGGCCAGCGCCGCCUGGACCUCUUCUCGUGCCUGCUCCGCCACAGACUCAAGCUGUCCACCAGCGAGGUGGUGCGGAUCCAGGCCGCCCUGCAGGCCUUCAGCGCCCGGCUGCCCAGCUCCGUGGACUACGACACGACCAAACUGUGUAGCUAACCGGUCAUCCGUCAAGCACAACCCCGAGACCUUGAAGAAGUUUUUACCGUGCUCUUGUGGAACCGUUUCUGUUUGGAAGAGUUACCAUUUCAAUUGUCCUUUUCAAUAUCUUUGUCUUAUAUCCGUCGGUAGCGUUGGAUGGCAAUUUCCACCCACACGGGCUCGCUGACCAUGCAUAUGUUAUACUGCAGUGUUGGUUGAUGAAUGAAAUAAAUACUGACACCCGUCCUGGAAGACAUUCUACUUUUUACAAUAAAUUUCAUUUGUAAUUUUCUAUGUUCCGUGGCAAUGCUUUUGUGCAUUACACCCUCUAGAGGGGACAUACAAAAAGAUACCAAUAAAAUUUUGUAGCUGAACAGUUAU